Molecule: messenger RNA, 777 nt
Organism: Rotaria sp. Silwood1
Lineage: Eukaryota; Metazoa; Rotifera; Eurotatoria; Philodinida; Philodinidae
Source: the annotation of a GenBank genome assembly
AAACUGAAGAUAGCCCAAAAUCGACCCUUAUACGCCCCCGUCCUUUAUCGAGAUUUUAAUCUUCGUAGUUAUGAAUAUUCAGGUUUAUUUCGUGGUAUUAAUCAAAUAAAUAUUGAUGGAACAUAUGGAGAAUUAAUAUGGAAUAAUGAAUGGAUAUCAUAUCUUGAUACAAUGUUACAAGUACAUCUUAUAACAUCUCAAGGUUUACAAUUACCAACACGUAUUGAUUCAUUACGUAUUGAUCCUAAAUAUCAUUUAGAAUCCAUAUCAUCAUUAACAUCAACAUGUUCAGUUUAUGUUGAUUAUUGGAAUAGUCUUUGUUUUUCAGGUGGAAUUGAAUUAUUUGGUUUACAUUGUACAGCUACAUCAAAGAAACAUAAACAACAAAAUACAAUACUUGAAUCAUAUUUGUUUGUACCAUUUGAUAAUAUAAAUAUUACUGAUGAACUUGAGGGUAAUGAUUUUGAAAUAUGGUAUAAUAACACUUUUCAACAUAAUCAUCAAAAUUCUGAUCAGGAACUUGAUUUUCAUCAUACAACAGAUACUUCUGCACAAUGUUUAUGUUCAUAUCAUUCAUUAACAAGUUCAACUAAUAAAAAUCAAUGGUCUCUUAAAAAUGCUAUCGAAUAUACAUUUCAAGAAAAUUUUAAUUAUUCCAAUUUGCAUCCUUAUCAAUGUCUAGCAAUAACAAAACUUGCAAUUAUUAUUUUUGAAAAAUGGGAUUAUACAAAAACUCAAGAUUAUAUCAAAAAUAAAUCAUAUGAAACAAAAAAGUAG